AUGAAAAUUAAUAGAUCUAUAGCAAUAUUAUUGGGUUAAAAAGGGUGUGGAAAAACAGAAUUUCAUAGAAAAAUUUGUCAAAUACAAGAGAAGAUUGAAGAACCUUAACUUAUAUCGACAGCAUUUGGAAAUGGAUUCUUUGUAUUGGAUACUGAUGGAUUACAAUCCAAAGAAGACAUAUUACCAACUUUAGCAUAAAUACUUUCUGUUUCUUCGGGUCGUUUGAAUGCAAUUUUACUUUUGAUAAAAUACAGAGAGUUGUUAGAAAUGAAAAAAGAAUUAGAAGAAAAACUGAGCAUUCUUCAGCCAUAUUAGUAAAUACUGAUACUGAUAAUAUCUCAUUGGGACUUAGAAAAAUAAAAAGAAGAAUUAGAGAAAGAGAAUAUAAAAAAUUAAAUAAUUGAACCACUAAAAUUGAAAAAUCAUUUAUUUUCAGGUUUAAAUUCUGAUGGAAAUUCUAUUUGUUAAUAAAUUGAUAUGAUUAUUACUAAUGAAUAAAAUUCAGAGAUUGAUUUAUUUAAAACCAAUAUAUUAAAGCAAAUUGAAAUUAUAAAAACAAAGGAAGAGAUUGAUACAGUUGAAAUAGAGUCAAAAUUUUAAUAAAUUUGUGAUGGAGCUUGUGAUUUUAUUGAUUAAUUGAUUGAUAACUAAGAAUAAGAUAUAGUUUAAUAAAUGCAUGAACUGUGUCUAACUAUUAUAGACUAGGCUCAUUUGAUAAUGACGGAAUUUACAGAAUAACAUUCUAAGACAUUUGAAGAAUUAUUUGAAUAAUAUGGAAAUUGUUAAAAGACAUAUUAAAGUUAUACAAAAUUGAAGAUAAAAUUAAGGAAUAGGGUAAAUGAAGUAAUUCAAAAAGCUUAAACUUGUAGAUCCUGGGUAUAACUACCUUUAGGCGACAAUGUUAAAUAAUGUUAUAAUUGCGGUUUGAUCUGGGUUAAUUUAAAUAAUUGCCCAUAUGUUAGCUGUGGUCAACCUCAAAGUAAUGUUGAUAAAAAAAAAUAAACUCAAUUCAGAAGAUUUUAAUUUACAUUUUUAGGUACAAAUGUUUAAAGAACAAAACUUGAAAAUGAUCUCUCUAAUUAAUUAGGAGACCAAUCAAAAAUUUUAUUAAAAGGUUGUGGUGUGUCUUUCAAUUGGGAUACACUUCCUAUAUUGUCAUAAUAUUAAUAGUAAUAACUAGGAUAGGAAUUAUUUAUUAGUACUCUUAUUGAUUAAUAAAAAUAAUUAAAACAAGAAUUAUUUAAUGAUCCUAUAACGAAUAAACAUGUUAAAUAAUAGAUAUAAUAAGAAUAGAGUAUCGAUGCUGGUGGAAUAUCAAUUUAACCAGAUUUUCCUCAAACUGAGAAAUCAAGUUGUUGUUCAAGUUGUAUGAUUUGUUGA
Messenger RNA from Paramecium sonneborni, 1380 nucleotides. NCBI's taxonomy places the organism in Eukaryota, Ciliophora, Oligohymenophorea, Peniculida, Parameciidae. The record is from the annotation of a GenBank genome assembly.